GUUAACUUGUUCAAAAAGUUGGUGAGAGAGAAUACUUGUGAGCCUGACGAAGUCAUGUAUUCGACUGUCAUGAAUGGGCUUAGCAAAAGGGGCCAUACUCAAAAAACUUUUGAUUUGCUUAGGGUAAUGGAAAAAGGAAGCACUAAGCCCAACACAUACAUCUAUAACAUUGUUAUACAUGCCCUUUGCAAAGAUAGAAUGCUAGAUGCUGCAAUUAGCCUUUUCGAAGAGAUGAAACAAAAAGGCAUUCCUCCAAACAUUGUCACAUAUAGUUCAUUGAUUGAUGGUUUCUGUAAGUUUGGUCAGUGGGAAAAGGUUAGGACUUUGUUCUCUAAAAUGGUAAAUAUUAAUAUUUAUCCAAAUGUGCAAACCUUGACCAUAGUGACCGAUGGACCAUGCAAAGAAGGGAAAGUUAAAGAUGUUGAGGAGGUAAUGGGACACAUGAUUGGAAAAGGUGUCGAGCCAAAUGUGGUCACCUACAAUGUGAUAAUUGAUGGAUAUUGCUUGCGCGGUCAAAUGGAUAAAGCAAGGAGACUCUUUGAAUCCAUGAUUGAUAAGAGCAUUAAGCAUAACAUUAUUAGCUACAACAUAUUAAUAAAUGGAUACUGUAAGAAAAAGAAACUGGAUGAGGCCAUGUAUUUGUUUCAUGAAAUUUCUCUAAAUGGAUUGGAACCUAACAUGGUUACCUACAAUACUAUCUUGCAAGGUCUAUUUGAUGGUGGAAGAACUGACUUUGCGCAAAAAAUCCUUUCUGAUAUGCUAUUUACAGGACUCAAACCUGAUUUAUACACUAAUAACAUUUUGCUCUGUGGUUAUUUUCAUAAUGGACUUGUUGAGAAAGCUAUGUCGUUAUUUCAUGAGUUGGAAGUAAAGAGAGAAGAUAAUGAUAUUGAACUUUAUAAUGUUCUAAUUGAUGGGUUGUGCAAAAAUGGCCAGUUCGAUAAAGCUCAUGCUAUUUUUGAGAAGCUUUCUUUUAUUGGAUUGUUUCCCAAUGUGAUUACAUACACAAUAAUAAUUAUUGGAUUUUGUCAAGAAGGGUUGUUAGAUGAAGCUAAAGAUAUGCUAAGGAAAAUGGAGGAGAAUGGUCAUUUGCCGGACAAUGUCACUUAUAAUAUUAUUGUGCGAGGAUUUCUCAAGUUUGGCAAAACUAGUGAAAUGACAACUCUUUUGAAGAAAAUGACUGGAAGGGACUUCUUAUUUGAUGCAAGUACUGUAGAGUUACUAAUAGAUGCUAUAGCGAAGGAUCCUUCUUUGCUUAACAUGAUACCACAAUUUCACUCGGGAAAUAAGAAGUGAUAUGUAUUUCAGUUGAUCUAUUCUGCAAUACUUAUCACUGUGAUGCAUUUUUCUUUUACCUCUGCGAAAGAAAUCACAUCUAAUGGAACUGCAGAAGCUGAAAGAAUGGAAAUUAGAACAUUGCUUGAGCUUUCCAAGCCAGCUUAUUGAGGAGGUACAUCAGUUUUGAUAUUUGAUUGUUGUGCCACUCUACUGUAUUUUGAAAAUCAUAUUUUAUUGCACUCUUAAUAUGAGAAAUGAUGCAAGUUUCUUUAUGUGUACACAUUAUAAGUCUAUGAAUAGCAUACAGGAUUGCAGAGGAAGCAGAAGCUGUUGUUGCACAACUUGCAUUAAUGGCACUGCUCACAGUUG
Messenger RNA from Nicotiana tabacum (common tobacco), 1647 nucleotides. RefSeq lists its product as uncharacterized. Gene Ontology annotation, molecular function: mRNA binding; protein binding. NCBI's taxonomy places the organism in Eukaryota, Viridiplantae, Streptophyta, Magnoliopsida, Solanales, Solanaceae. The record is from RefSeq and is a predicted model, not a curated record.